This is a messenger RNA of Suillus subalutaceus, 525 nucleotides long. RefSeq lists its product as uncharacterized. The record is from RefSeq and is a predicted model, not a curated record. Bases 1 to 525 code for a protein of 174 amino acids. The transcript has 4 exons. Lineage: Eukaryota; Fungi; Basidiomycota; Agaricomycetes; Boletales; Suillaceae.
AUGGUAUAUGUGACACUGCACAAUGCCAAACACAUCAGAUUAGAAGCGCCAUCAGCCUUGAAGGAUCCUGCCGCUUGGGCCAUCUUGGAACAUUUCCUCACCACAGAGUUAACUUACACUGAUAUGGAAGAUCAAUUCUGCACGUACCUCAGUGAUCGACAUCACCAAUCUGAUUGGAUCAAUGUUAGGGUGGCAUUGUUUUCUGAUGAUGGCAAUGAUAAGGUAGCCCUUGCAAACCUCCAUCUGGAGAAGCUGAAACACUUGGUGGAACCUCCAAAGAAGCUAGAAAUACUUUCCUUGAUAUCGAAGCAGGGGAGGGAGGGAGUGAUGAGGAUAAAGAGGAUGAAGAGGAUGACACUUAUCUCUUGCACUAACAUUACCAUCACUCUUGGUUUCGAUCAGAGUUUGAUCCUGGAUUAUCUCUGCGAGGCAGGGCUUCCUGCUUCCCCUGGCCUGAAGGCGGAUAGUGCUGGAACGCCAGGGCAAGCAGGGACUGGUACUCGUGUAAGAGUUAGAUGUUGUUAA